Trichoderma citrinoviride is the source of this 2868-nucleotide messenger RNA. RefSeq lists its product as hypothetical. The coding region runs from base 1 to 2868 and encodes 955 amino acids. The transcript is spliced from 7 exons. NCBI's taxonomy places the organism in Eukaryota, Fungi, Ascomycota, Sordariomycetes, Hypocreales, Hypocreaceae. The record is from RefSeq and is a predicted model, not a curated record.
AUGAAUCGCCAACGACCGCGCCUCAAGAAUGGAGUCGAUCUCCAGCUCCAGUCAGCCUUUCAGGACGGAAACUGGCCGGUGGUGAUACGCUUGGCCGAGAAGCGGGCAAAGACGCUCAACGAGCAGUACUACGAGCUUGUCAAAAUCUGUGGCGAGAGCCAGCUUGAUGAUCCGACCGCCAAAUUUUCUGCCGUUGCGGCCAUCUGGAAGUUUGUCAAUGAGGGCACCACGAUCAAGGAUGUAGAUGCCAUUGAUCUGAUGGAAUGGGCCACCACGAAUCUGAUGGACCCGGAUGAUUUCGCCGAAACUCUCGGGCCGCUAAGAGUACGCUGCGUCAAAGCUGCCCCAAAGGACAAGAUUGCAGCCUCACGAUGUCUAGAAUCGUGUUUGCUUCACUGGGACUUAGCCAGCGCUCAACAGAUGAGUCCUCAAACCUCUCCCGACAAGAGGAAACUCUACGGUACCUUGGCUCAGAAGCAGAUUGAGCGAGCUGCCCAAGCCACAGAACAGCUGGAAGCAGACUCAAACGGGGCAUCAGCCAAAGCUUCGCCUAGGCGCGUCAAGACAGAAGAAGAGACUCUCUUGUUGUAUGACAUUGUCGAGACCCAUGGAAGUCCCCAAGACUUUCAGAAACUCAUCUCCAGUCCUGUCUUCUCUCCCGCUGCACAGUUCCGCCUCGGCCGAAAAGAGGUCGCCCUUCGCGUUGUUGCCAAGUUCAGGCGGGAUGGUGACUGGCCUGCUGUGUUCAACCUCUGCAAGGAAUGUCUCUCUGACUGCGAUGCGGAUGGUCAACUCACCUUGCUCGCAUCCGAUAUUGCUGUAUGGCGGCACUUGAUUGAUGCUGCAAGCCACAUCAAGGAUGCAGAUCCAGAGUCUACCGCCGUCGUCCAGAAGUUACUUGCUGACUUACUAUCGUCUAAGCACAUGCGACCCAUGUACAGACGUAAUAUUCUACUGGCUAGAGUAUUGGCAGUAUUUCAGCUUGCCCACGAGGAUGAAAGCGACUUGGUAGACGGUCGCCCUUCCUCGCUACGGCUUCGAGAGCUCAUUCACUACAUCGACGAUCAGUAUACCAGCCCUGCGUGUUUCAAUGACAUCAAGUUGCUGCUGGAAAGUCUGGAUGUAGCCGGUCUGAAGUACCUGGCGUUUGAGCAUUUACCUCAAUUGGCCGGCGGCGCUUUCACAGACUUCAAAGGAGCCAGCACACAAUUGUUGGCACUAAAGACGCAGUACUUGCUCUUGACGCAUCGCAAAACGAAAUCCCGCGACCAGAGUCAGCUUCUUAAGUGCACUGUCUGCCAUGGUACUGUAGAAUCAGCAUUAUGCCAGACUUGCCUCUCAAAGCUAUCCAAGGCGAGCGCCACGUUCUACGACUCAGUCACAAAAGCGGACAAUGUAAACACGAAGAUCAAGACUGAGGUUCUCCCAGAACUUGCAAUGUUGAUUGCGUUUUGCAGCUUGAGCCUUGCUUUCGACGACUCCACGCAGACUAGUCAGCCGUUAUCAUCACAGGCCAGGCGCCAUCUCAUACGUGCUACUCUUCUCCUGGAUGACCAGCUCGCUCAGAACCCUGGCCAUAGCCAGCUGUCUCUUGUUCUAACGCAGCUACAUAUCCGCCUCGGUUCCGCCUACAGGGCCAGCGAUAUUUGGGAUGUUAUCGGCGUCAAGCGCACCAUCAUCGACUCUCUCGGCCCUGUAUUCUACGAUCGCCUAUCAACAAUUGCCCCUGCGCUUCUGUCGUCUUAUGAUAGCUGGGGCAGCCACCUCAUGGAUUUGCUUCAGUCGCAUUACCAGAUAUCACUGAAGCUCAAGAUGCCCCGACGAUUGAUAGAUGCAUUUGAAUCGGGAAGCUACAGCAGUGUUAUGGGGAUUCCCGAGUAUAUUGACCGUCUUCGGAUGAGCUGCACCAGGGCAAUGAGUCUGACAGAGGCGCGGAGGAUUGAGAGAUUCCUGGGGCAGACGUCGCACGAGCUGGAGUCCGAUCCGCGAUUCAGCGAGGUAGCUGAUGAAGCGCAGCUCAUCGCGACUAUCGAUUAUGGCUCGUUUCCAUCCUGGAACAGCAGUACGGUCCGACCAAUGCAUCUCAAUCUCAGGCUCGGACCAGCCCCUUCAAAUCGUCGCUGCCAUCUCUCCUUGCUGGCCGAAGCGUUCCACGAGCUGCUGACCUACAAGCCUCCAGCCAGCUUCAAAGCCUCAGCAGGAAGCGCGGAAUAUGAUCAUAUCUAUUUCAUCGAGACCUUGGCUCGCCUUAGCAACUCCUUCCCGAAGUUUUUGGCUGGCCCCGACGAUGAAAUGACUCGACCGGAGCUUUUGUACUUUGAGGCCAUUAGCCUCCUCUGUACACUGAUGUCUCUGUGUGUCGAUUUUGAACGGACUUCUGAUAUCUCUGAUGCCUUGUUCCAGAUUAUUAGCGCGCUCAAGUUGACUCUCGAAAACCAGCGAAGCCCACCAUCACACGAUGCAGAGUCUUCAGUAGAAGGCACAGUUUCAAUGCUGGGCUCGAUGCACGAUAUCUCGAUGCUCCGAGACACGACGGCCGCGAUCAAACUGGCAAUUCAAUGGUUAUUGAGCCACAAUGAGAAAGAAAAAGCGCGCGACAGGUCAGGGAAGAGUGGUCUUCCCAAGGACCUAGUUUCCCAACUGAAGGACCUGCAGACAGCCGCCGAAACAAGCAUCAAACAAGGCCAAGGCUGGAUCUCGAAGCUAAAGACGGAAGUCAUGUCGAGGGAUUUCGAGCCCAAGCUGAAGAAAUGGGUGUUGGACGGAGAGCACGAGAUCAAGAGUAUUCUUGGCAUGGAGUCACUGCCGGGGCUCAUUGAUAGCUGGCAAUCAAACGUCAAGGGAUGGCAACAAGUGAAAUGGGCGUAG